AGCCCCCUUGUUUGUGUGCUGCUCCAUCAUAAAGCAGCGAGGAUACUGCUUGGUCCAAAUUCAGCUAACACUGAAACAUGGCACCCAAGAAAGCAAAGAAGAGAGCAGAGGGAGCCAGCUCCAAUGUGUUCUCUAUGUUUGAACAGGCCCAAAUCCAGGAAUUCAAAGAAGCUUUCACUAUCAUGGACCAAAACAGAGAUGGCUUCAUUGACAAGAACGACCUGAGAGACACCUUUGCAGCUCUAGGCCGCUUAAAUGUCAAACAGGAAGAGAUUGAUGACAUGCUGAAGGAGGCACCAGGGCCCAUUAAUUUCACCGUCUUUCUCACCAUGUUUGGAGAGAAACUAAAAGGUGCUGACCCAGAGGAGACGAUCCUUAAUGCUUUUAAAGUCUUUGACCCUGAGGGGAAAGGAACAUUAAAGAAAGAGUUUGUGACAGAGAUGCUGACAACCCAGGCUGACAGAUUCUCCGCUGAAGAGAUGGAGCAGAUGUUUCAGGCAUUCCCUCCAGAUGUAGCGGGGAACCUGGACUACAAGAACCUCGUCUAUGUCAUCACACACGGUGAAGAGAAAGACCAGGAAUAGAGGAAUUCAUCACGCCCUCCCUCAUUGGGUCGUAUUUGUCCUGAGAUAUGACACGAUACGACAGCAGAAACAGAAAGCAAAAAAAUAAAUAAAUAAAUAACUCCAGCUUCAGUUUUUUAAUGCACACGUGUAUCAAUGUGUUCAUUAUUCAUUAAUUCACCAUUAUAACAUGUAUA
This is a messenger RNA of Archocentrus centrarchus (flier cichlid), 760 nucleotides long. It is a transcript of the gene myl2b, whose product is annotated as myosin, light chain 2b, regulatory, cardiac, slow. The transcript is spliced from 7 exons. The record is from RefSeq and is a predicted model, not a curated record. The coding region runs from base 78 to 584 and encodes 168 amino acids. Gene Ontology annotation, molecular function: calcium ion binding. NCBI's taxonomy places the organism in Eukaryota, Metazoa, Chordata, Actinopteri, Cichliformes, Cichlidae.